AUGGUCAGUGGACAGCUGGAAGUCAUUGACGCACAGGCAGCAAUUGGACACAGGUGGUCGGUGACAGGCAUGACCAUUUUGCAGUGGCAGUCGUUAGCCUACCAGUGGCAAAUGGCCAGAUGUGGCCAUGGCCUGUCGGCAUUCAUUAGGUCAGGUGCCCAUCGGACACUGGCCAGCGGGCAGCCAGUGGGGCAGAAGGUGGACCUCCAGACAGGACCAAAAUUUGUCACAGUGAAAGUAAAUGGCAAAGCUCUUAGAAUGGAAGUAGACACCGGAGGUUCCACCACGUCUUUAGAAGUCAUAAAUCUUAAUGUUGGAGGUGAGAUCUAUACUACAACACUGAGCAGGCUGAGGAGAUACCCUGGAUCCAGACUAGCCGAGAUGUGCAGCGCUCAUGCUGAAGUGACUAGAGACUCCAAAGGGAGGCUCUUCAUCGACAGAGACGGGACCUACUUCAAAUACAUCCUGGAAUUUCUCCGGAGUGAACAGCCACCAACCCAGUUCGUACAGGAAAUUUACCAGGAGGCGCAGUUCUACAACAUUGAAGCCCUGGUGGAACUGCUCAAGAACUCGCCUGAAAUGUACGGCGAGCUCAUUGGAAGGCAGCAGUUUCUAGCAGAGGUGCCGAAUUACAGGGAGAACAUAGAAGUGCUUAUUCACCUAGCCAGGGCGGAAAGCGUGGCGUCUCGCCAAUCCAGGGUGAUAGUUUGCGUUGCCAAAAACAGAGAGGAUGACGUGCAGUAUCCGGAAGGCGUCAAUAAUCCCACAUCUGGCAAGGAUCCUGUUGUGAAAUUCGGCCCCUGGAAACCCUCUCCAACAGUCUUUGAUUUACUGUACUGCAUCAAACUCGAUAUAGAAAACAGGGGCUAUAAAGUUUCUUACCAACCCUACAAGGCAGGAAAAGGACAGCUUUCCAAGUCUUGUAAUUUGCUUUAUAAGUUUGUCUUCACUUGGUGGUAA
Carcharodon carcharias (great white shark) is the source of this 960-nucleotide messenger RNA. RefSeq names its product BTB/POZ domain-containing protein KCTD14-like. Gene Ontology annotation, biological process: protein homooligomerization. The transcript is spliced from 3 exons. The coding region runs from base 1 to 960 and encodes 319 amino acids. NCBI's taxonomy places the organism in Eukaryota, Metazoa, Chordata, Chondrichthyes, Lamniformes, Lamnidae. Gene Ontology annotation, molecular function: protein binding. The record is from RefSeq and is a predicted model, not a curated record.